AUGGCCUGGGAUAUCGUCCUAACUUUGCUUCUCGCUGGUAUCCUUACAUAUGCAAUUUACACAAAACCUUCCCGAGCACACAGUCUCCCACUUCCACCAAGCCCAAAGGCCGAUCCUUUGAUUGGGCAUUUACGAGCGUUGCCCAGGUCCGAUGAGCAUCUAGUAUACGCGCAAUGGGGAAAGGACUUGAACAGCGACGUCGUAUCCAUCUCUGUUCUCGGACAGACAAUAAUUAUUCUCAACUCUGCAAAAGCUGCAAAUGAACUAUUGGAACAAAGAUCGAGCAUUUACUCCAGUCGAACGCAAUUGCCUAUGGUAUCGGAUCCGAGCCUGAUUGACUGCAGGAUUACAGGCUUAUUGCCCUAUGGUGAAAGAUGGCGUGAGCAACGUCGUCUGACCCAUAUAUCUCUGCACAAAAAAGCGAGCGUGCAGUUUUGGCCUCUGGUCGUAAACCAUGUCAGACUUGCUUUACGACGAAUCGUGGACAACCCGGAUGGAUUUAUGGGAGAGAUAAAAAGGAUGUCGGGGAGCACCCUACUUGCGGCUGUGUACGGAUAUGAAGUCACGUCUGCGCAUGAUCCUUUUCUCCAUCUUGCUGAAACGACAAUGGAACAUUGGGGCGAAGCUGCUAUUCCUGGAAAUUUCUUGGUGAAUGUUAUGCCUUGGAUACGAUACAUUCCUGAAUGGGUACCUGGGUCGGGGUGGAAAAAGAUUGUGAAAGUAUGGAAAGAAGAGACAAAAGAGGUGGUCAAUUUUCCAUUUAACUAUACUAAACAGCAAAUCGCACAAGGCAUAGCCCCACACUCGGUCCUCAAGGGGAUCCUUGCGAAACUUGAGAGUAAACUCGGAACGGGCGUUGAAUAUUCAGAACAAGAGGACAGGAUCAAGUGGGUUGUUGGAACACUGUUCGGCGGUAGGUUCAUACCUUGGUCCGACUUUUCAGUUAUUAAACGCGAUUCACAGCGGGAUCUGAUACUGCAAUCAUCGGCAACCGCAUUUGUGUUCAUCCUCGCCAUGGUCCUCAACCAGUCCAUCUUUGCAAAGGCUCAAGCUGAAGUGGACGUUGUCGUUGGACACGAUCGGCUACCGGAAAUGAGCGAUCGCGAGGCGCUCGUGUAUGUAGAGUGCGUGAUGAAGGAAGUGCUAAGGUGGCAGCCUGUUGGCCCUCUUGGGAUUCCACACGCUGUAAUUGAGGACGAUGAGUACCGCGGAUGGAGAAUACCCAAGGGUUCGACUAUCGUUGGAAAUAUUUGGGCGAUGAGCUAUGACAAGUUGGUGUACGACGAACCGGAGAAGUUCAAUCCUGAUCGUUUCCUAAACCCUAAAACUCCGUCCCCGCCUACAUUUGGGUUUGGUAGGAGAUCGUGUCCGGGCAUACAUUUGGCUGAAUCGACAUUGUUUAUCACCAUCUCGACACUUUUAGCGUUGUUUGAGAUCAGACCUAUCAAGGACAAAGAUGGGAACGACGUCAUUCCAGAAGUUAAUAUGAAGACCAAUGUACUACUACCCCGCGGAUUUCAAGUGCUCGAUUACCCCGAGGUCGGAAAAAGCCAUCAGAUUGUUGAAUACAUCGAUCUUAGAGGUAUAGGUGUGAAGAGACGUGAAAUAACGACGUCACUUGUUCCACCACCACCGCGAAACGCGUCUGACAAACGUCGAACCGCGAUGAAUCCGAAUUGGCGGCCGGGGGGACAGCCCCAGCAGCAGCAACAACAGCAAUAUCAGCAACAGCAACAACAACUUGGUGGAUUUGGAGGAGGACUUCAACCGCAGGCGACGGGAUUCCCACAGCAGCGAUCUGGGUUCUUGGGUCCUCAACAGACAGGGUUCCAACCUCAACAGACUGGCUUUCAACCCCAGCAAACAGGCUUUCAACCUCAACAAACAGGCUUUCAACCUCAGCAGACUGGAUUCCAGCAACAGGGAUUCCAGCAGCAGCCCGGAUUUCAAGCGGGACUCCAGCCUCAGGCCACGGGAUUUCCGGGUCUCCAACCGCAGGCCACCGGGUUCCCUGGUCAGCGGCCAGGCUUUGGCCAACAGCCUUCGGGGGUCCCACCAGUCCCGCCGCUCCCCCAGGGACUCCAGCAGCAAGCGCAGCAACAACGGUUCUUAUCCGCGUCUCCCGCUCUCGUUCCCCAGGCUACAGGAUGGCAAGGUGCAGGCGGCGGCCUCUCGGCCUCUCCUCUUGUUCCUCAAAUGACCGGAUUCCACGAUCCGCGCGUCCAGAUGAUGACAAAUACAUUCAUGCCCGCUGCCAACUUUCAACCCAACCAGGGCGGCGCGCUUCAGUUUGCUGGUGGUCCUCAGCACGGCCAGUCACUCCAGCAGUCGAUCCAGCAACACAAUGAAGAGCAGAGAGGUACCGCUGCACCUCGUAUCCCUUGGAAAUUAACCCGCGACGAGCAAAAGAAUUACGAUCAGAUUUUCCGUGCUUGGGAUCAGGGCAGCACAGGUUUUAUUAGUGGUCAGGUGGCCCUCGAAGUAUUUGGCCAGAGCGGUCUCUCGCGCGAGGAUCUCGCCAAGAUAUGGACUUUAGCCGAUGGUGAUAACCGGGGAAAGCUUAAUCUCGCUGAAUUUCACGUAGCUAUGGGUCUCAUCUUUAGACGUUUGAACGGAAACGAAAUACCUGACGUCCUCCCACCGGAACUUGUCCCAGCCUCGGCGCGUGACCUCGGCGACCAAGUAGGCUUCCUCAAGGAUUUGCUUAAAAACGACACCCACACGCGCGCAACCAAUGCUCCUACCUCCCGCGCCCCCCAGCGUUCGUUCCACGACGCCGGUCCAACUGAUCGCAAAGACGGUACUGUCUACAGACACGAUGACACGGACGUUAAAGGCUACAAGAGCGCCGCCCGACACAUUGACAGGAGUCGUGUUCGGUUCGGGGAUGAUAGCCCUAGUUCAGAUCUUGCCGACAUGAAGCGCCAACUCGAGAACGCGUCCAAGGCGCUGGACAAGGCUGCCGCGCGAGACCAGUACGAAGACGAUCUCGAUCAAGAAAUGGACGAACUCAAGUCGGAGAUUCGGCGUGUCCAAGACGAUCUAGAUUACGUUUCUCGCGGGCCGAGGAGCGUGUCCAAGGACGAGGAGCGACGUAAGCUUGAGCGCAAGUUGCUGGCUCUUAUGCACGAGCGUAUUCCAGAGGUCGAGCGAAAGAUUGAAGACAGGGACCGGAGACGUCGGGAUGACGAUCGUGAUUGGGCGCGCGAGCGGGAUAAGCGCAACCAGGGAGGCAGCUAUCGGGACAGGGAUCGAGACCGGGACGACUAUGACCGUGAUCGUGAUCGUGACCGAUAUGACAGAGACCGCGAACGUGAACGAGAUCGUGAUCGUGACCCAGACGUCGGAUAUCUUCGUGGAUCGUAUGAUCGGCCUCGCUCGCGAGGGUACGAGGAUGAACGCCCCCGUUCGCGUAAUUACGACGAUCGGGAUCGUCCGUACUCCAGGAACAGGGAGCGAGAGCGCUCGCCGUCUCCUCCCCCACGCAAGGCGCGUACACCUGCUCCUCCUCCAACCGGGCCAUCCGCGGACUCGGCGCCGCCUCCACCUCCACCGGCUGCACCGGCUACGCCCACUCCACACGGCGAAACUCGCGGAGAACGUGCGGCGCGUCUGAAAGCUGAGACACAAGCCAAGAUUCAGGCCAGGAUGAAGCAAUUGGGUGUGGCCGGCUAUGGAGGGUCCAAGGAACCGUCCGGCCCGAGCGCCGUUGAAGAGAGACUGGAAGCGGAACGAAAGGAGGCCGAAGAAAAGGCCAAGGCUGCUGAAAGGGAGGCCGAAGAACGAGAGGCGAAGCGCAAGGCGAGGUUAGAAGAAGCGAGAGGAGGCGCACCCAAGCCUGAGAGUCCGGCACCUGCUCCUCCAAAGGCUGCACCUGCUCCUCCUGCUCCCAAGGCCCCUGGAGCGAGAGGUGCUCCGCCGCCACCCCCAGCGUCCCCUGCGCCUGCAUUCGACGAGGAGGAAGACGAGGAAUUAUUGAAGAGGCAAAAGGCCCUCGAGGAACGCAAGAAACGGCUGGAAGCAUUGAGGAAAGAGGAGGAAGAGGCUCAAAAGGCCGAAGCUGAAUUCGAAGCUCGGCGAGCAGCCCCAAAUCUGCCCCUCCGCCUGCACCAUCUCGCGUUUGAGGCUCCUGCUCCGCCCCCUCCUGCCCCUCCUGCCCCUCCGGCUCCCCCCGCUCCUCCUGCACCAGCUCCGUCGAGCACGAAUCCGUUCUUCAAGCUUCAACAAGGCGGAGGGGUCGUUUCACCUCCCGUUGCCCCGGCAGCCAACCCAUGGGGCGCACCCGCUGCUGAAGAUUCUGCUCCCCCUCCGCCUCCUCCACCUGCCCCUGCUCCACCACCACCACCCGCAGCACCCACGCCCUCGUCGAGUUUGUCGCCUCCUUCGCACACCCACAAUCGUCGCUCCUCAAGCGUCCAGGGCGAUUACUACAACAAGCCUCCCAAGGACGACGAUGACGACUGGGACGUUAUCCGCGACAAACCGCAAGACGAUGAUUCCGACUCGGACGAAGAGAGGGAGUGGGGGGCGAGCCCAGUCGGAGGCCCGACGAGUGCUCCGCCCGCACCUGCUCCCCCUCCACCUGCGCCGUCCGCACCCAAGUGGAAGCCUCCCGCCGCGACUUCGAGCGCUGACCCAAGCGACCGCGGUGCGUUGUUCAGUGCUAUCCAGAUGGGAUCCAGGCUCCGCAAGACGGUCACGAACGACCGGAGCGGGGUUGGAUGGCAGGCUGCCCAGCGCGAGCCUUCCCCUCCUCCCGCGCCGGCACCGGACGUGACAUCGCCAGGCUCGUAUGACGAUACCCCCCAGCGACCCAAGGCGGACUAUAGGCAGAGCGUGGAUUGGUAUGCGGGUCUUGCGGCUGAAGGACUCCCUGCUGGCGCUGCUGUGCCUCAAAUGCCUUCGAUGCGAGAAGAGGAUGAGCAUGAAGACGCAAGUGUCCCUGCUAUUCAGGUCCAGGCUGCUGUUGCAGACGACACGAUGGCGGACGUUGAUACUUCUGUUUCGCAUGUUGUGAGGUCUCUGUACGCGUAUGAAGGACAGCGUGCCGAGGAUCUUUCGUUCCCUGAGAACUUGAUUAUUGAUGCACACCCAUCCAAGACUGGGAGCGAUUGGUGGUAUGGCACGACGAGGAAGACGGGUACAAAAGGGUUCUUCCCGCGCAGUUAUGUUGAUGUUGUUGAGAAGAUCGCCAAAGCGAAAGCACUGUACGCAUACGAAGGAUCCAACGCAGACGAACUUCCGCUUGUCGAAGGCGACGUACUCUCGAUCGUCGACAAGUCUGAAGCUGACUGGUGGAAAGCUGAAAAGGACGGAAUGAUAUUCAUCGUACCCGCCGGUUAUCUAGAACUCAUGGAUGACGAAGAGCCCGGGACGAAGCGCACAGAGUUGCGUUUGACCACAGGUGGUACUGACCCUCGGAGAUUGUCUGUCGCGUCGGGUGUUGAUCUUGAAGAAUCUUCUGAGGACGGGUAUUCAUCUGCUGAUGAGGCAGGAGAUGCUGAUGAUGCUGCACGGCACCUCGAACGGCAGCGUGUGUUGGAGGCUGCCGGGCUGAUUGUUAAACAGGCUCCGCCCCGACCUCCUAGGAAACGACGACCAGCUCCAAAGGCUCCUUUACGGCAACGACCCUCGGACGAUGGACCAGACGCAUCUCCGCGCGAGGGCGGUUCGCCGGGUACAUCUUCCCGGGAAAUAAACCUACCCGAACCGCCAGAUGAAACCGAGACUGAAUCGAUCCUGAGAAUCGAUGACGCAUACGAACGUUACCAGGCAUUCAGACAAAGUCGGGAAGCUCGUGCAUCGUUGUCUUCGUUUGAGGGCGUACCGAAUCUCAAUACAAACAUCGGCGUCCCUCCAACACCUGUUUCUCCGAGCGCAACGAUUUCAUCUCUACCCUCCGCAACCGACUCAACGAAAGCAGCGAUCAAGAGCUUCUUUGGCCGCGGAUCCGAUCGAGACAAGCCUCGCGCAACCGUCACAAUCUCGGCUCCCGUGAUUAGCGCGCCUAUCAGCUCUACGCCUGAGCGUGGCUCGAGCCCAGCCUUUGGAAUGCUUGGUCGACAAGUCGGUCGUGAAGGGAUUCCAGACGAUGAACGCAAGCGCCAAGAGGCGAUAUUCGAGCUGAUUGCGACAGAGAGCGCCUACGUACGGGAUUUGCAGAUGAUUGUCGAGAAAUUCUAUGCGUCGAUGGUUCAGAUGCUCGAUGAAAAGUCGGCGACAGUAAUCUUUGCCAACGUGGAGGAUAUUCUGCUGUGCAACACGACAUUCCUUAGCUCUCUGGAAGAACGACAAAAGGAUUGUCGAUUAUACAUUGAUCACAUUGGCGACAUCUUAGACGCACAUAUGAACGGUAUGGCCGUGUACAUGCCGUACUGCGUGCAUCAAGCACCAGCGAUCAAGGUUCUCCAGGGGCUGCGGGAGACUAAUUCCGAGCUAGCGAGUCAUCUCCAGCGCCUGCGGGACGAGGAUCCCGACAUCCGGAACCUCGACCUCUCGUCCUAUCUGCUUAUCCCAAUGCAGCGUAUCACUCGUUAUCCGCUCCUGAUGAAGCAGGCAAGUGCCGUCGAGUGUUAUUCCAGCGGACUGGUUUUGAUUCUACACCAUACCCAAGCCGAGGGGGAACGCGUACAGAUCUCACAUGCUAUUCAAACGACCGAACGAAUUCUCGAGGGUGUCAACGAGGCGAUUCGGGAACGCGAGGGCGCCGAGCGGUUGGGUGAGAUCUCCAAAGGACUGUAUGUCGGCCAAGGACAUCUCGACCUCACCGCGCCCACCCGAUACAUGGGACCGCGUCGACUAAUCAAAGAAGGUGUGCUCGUCAAAGCCAAGAGUGGGCGCCGACUGCAUGCGGUGCUCUGCAACGAUAUCUUGAUUCUCAUGGAUGCAGCGGCGGAGAGCCUGUAUCGAAUGUUUUACGUCUACAACCCCUCAAAGCAGAUACCACAUCAUGCCCUACGUUCUUCCGGGACUGACAGCGUCCCUCGCUCUCUCCGCGGACGCAUCUCCCCAACCGAGCGGGCAGCCAAUUCAUCCAGCGCACCGCUUCCCGGGGUACCACGCCGCGCACGCACACCCAACUCUAAUCUGGCAGGAAACGUGCGAAUUGGGUUUACGUUUGUGCCCCCCACCCCAGAGAACGAGAACGAGCCCAGUACAAGUUCAGCCGGGAUCGGGUCUGGGCUGAAUCCAUCUCGCUCCCCCGCUCCGACCAUGCUUGCUGCCCUGGCCUCGCCGUCUACCCCGCUGCUGCACGUUUCGCAGUCGACCCCCUUGCCCUGCCUUGCGCUCAACCCCCGUGCGAGGAGGGUCCGACGAGAGCAAGAGGCCGUUCCGUUUCCUUCGAGCGAUGUCUUGGCCGAUGCGAGCAACGCGACCGUGUCGAACUAUGUGCUCGCCCCCGUCGAGCCCACACCCAAGCACCUGCCCAUCAACUCGGGCAAGAAUGGCGCGCUCAGGUUGAGCAUGGACGCAAUCAAGGCUGCCAUUACCGGUGCCCAGCAGCAACAGCAACAGGAGCCCGUAGGCCGAGCGACCGCAACGACCCCGACACCCUCGCUGCGCAAAAAGUCGGGGGAACUCGUCAAGCCCUCGCUCAAGCACGCACACACCUUGUCCGGCGGCCUCCCGACCCAGAAAUCCCUCUCGCGCUCGGCCCCAGCGACACCGACGACACCCAAGUUUGUCCAUUUCGAUGCGCAGCUCGAGCACGUCCGAUUGUUCCUUGCCGAGCAGAAGCCGACCGCCGUUUCUCGCGAUGGGAGCCCAACUGAGACGAGCGAGGGCGAAGGCAACGAGUUUCCAUGGUACGGUCGGGGCAAUGCCGGCGCCGGCGCCGGAUACGGAUCGAGUGACGACGAACGCGCGCGCAAGGCAUUGAGGGUCAAGAAUACCAAUGUCCCCGCCAACGCAUCCAUCGAAGGAGCCGACAUUCGCGUCCAGUCGCUGACGCUCUCCGAGGACGGAUCUUCUCUCGUCGGGCGUGUCCUCGUCCGGAACCUUGCAUACGAAAAGUGGGUCGCGGCCAGAUUUACGUUUGAUUGGUGGCAGACGACGAGCGAGGUGUCGGCGCGAUACAUCGAUACUGUGGGCGAUGGCAUCGACCGCUUUGGGUUCACGAUCAAGCUUGGAGACGUAUUGCAUCGGAUCGAGGAGAAGACGUUGUUUGUUGCCGUAAGGUAUACCGUAUCGGGGCGCGAGAUUUGGGACAGCAACAAUGGGCAGAACUACAUGGUGUCGUUUACCAAGGAGCGCGAGCCAGCAGUGACGACGACGACGACGAAUGGAUGGAACUCGGGCUGGUCGGCCAAGUCGAGGUCGCGCGACCAAAUGUCGGAUCUGCGCAAGUCGCUCGAGCGUGCGAUGCAAGACGACGACGAUUCUAUUCCCCAGCUCCAAAUCAAGUCGCGCCCGCGCCCCAGUGUGCGUGGGAUGAGUUUCAGCGGGUUCGAGGCCAAGAAGCCGACUGUUGCAUCGAUUGUUGCCGAGGUCAAGCCCGCUCCGCCCAAGCUUGGUUCGCGAUAUGAUUUCGGGGCUGCUCCUCGCCAACGCCCGUGUGCCGACGCAUUCCGAAUGCCCGAGUUGAAGCAAGGAUCCGAUCCCGCGGCGCCCAAGCGCAAUGUGCGCACCCACGAGAAGCGCCCGAGUGUGUCGACAGAAGUGCGCCGCGACAUUUCCGAGGCCAAGUUGUGCGAAAGCCCGCGGGAUGCUGAGGACGGGAUGCUUCGCCUGCGGAUGGCACCUGUCGAGCCCCUUGUCAGAUCGGGUGGCCUCGAUCUCCCGUCUCCCGCCGAGCCUGUCGCUGUUGCCCCUCGCCGUCACCACCACCGCGCUGCCUACUUUGAUGCCUGGUCCUUCCCUGCUCCCGGCGUCAAACGUACUUGCUCGGGUGCCCCGGCUGAUGAACCCACCAAGGACAUGAUCCCUGCCUCGUGGAUGGAUGGCACAGACCUCUUUGUCAAUCGCGAUGUCUUGGGCGGCAGUGUUGCCUCGACUCCCUCUGUUACCUCGGCCUCAUCCCCCUCCCAGUCUCCAUCGUCUCCGCCCGAGUUUCUGCCUUCUCCGGACAUUGUCGAGGCUGACCUGGGCAAACCGCUGAGCAUGCCCAUGCCAGGCCAGGUAGAUCCCACAAACUACAGUUCAUUCCUCGAUCGGUUCUGCUUCUUUACUGGAGGCGACGACCUGGCUGGCUACUCGGAGGCACUGCUCGUACUCUGCGCGCCGUCUCCAGCACCUUGUCCAACAACUCGUCCGAGGGCUCGACGCCGAGGGCCGGCUCUCCCGCGUCUCUCCGCCGCUCGCCAUCGCCUGUCCAAGUCAACUGAGCUCGCUCCCACUCCAGCGCCUAGACGUCAAUCAUUUGUUUCCCCCGUUCCUUUUGGACGCGAAAGCAGCUCCAGCCCUGCGAUCGCACCUCGUCUAUCACCUGCCGUAUUCGUAUUUCGUCUAGAACUCGCGCACAUCACGGAAAUGCACUGGCGGUCUAACCAAAUGUCGCUUCGCCAAGCGAUAGACUUUCCGGACGGGCGAGGAGACGUACCGGACUCGACGGGUCAUCAUGGUAAUGAUGAUGAUGACGAUGAUGAUCAUUCGCAAGUCCCGGUCCGACAGCUGAUCGACCGCUGUUGUUGCUCGAUGGACCGACGACGAGGAGCAACAGUGUCCAGACUCAAGUUGGAGCUUGCGCGCUGGACUUGGGUGGACAUGUACCGCCCCGGACCCGUGUCGAGGCCAAAUGGAAAGUCAGCCUGA
Molecule: messenger RNA, 9750 nt
Organism: Rhizoctonia solani
Lineage: Eukaryota; Fungi; Basidiomycota; Agaricomycetes; Cantharellales; Ceratobasidiaceae
Product: cytochrome P450 family protein
Exons: 35
Coding region: 1-9750 (3249 amino acids)
Molecular function (GO): oxidoreductase activity, acting on paired donors, with incorporation or reduction of molecular oxygen; heme binding; calcium ion binding
Source: RefSeq, a predicted model, not a curated record